Messenger RNA from Misgurnus anguillicaudatus (oriental weatherfish), 3992 nucleotides. Lineage: Eukaryota; Metazoa; Chordata; Actinopteri; Cypriniformes; Cobitidae. The record is from RefSeq and is a predicted model, not a curated record.
UGUCCGCUUACCUUUGCAACUUGGAGGGGCAUCUGGUGCUCAGCUCCUCCCUGUAAUCGGAAACCCCAUGGUGCACCUCCGGAGAGGGUCACUACUACUUCCUCUGCCACCAUUUUUCCUAAUUUUCCUUUGGGUCUCUUACAAUGUUUCUUUUAAUGUCUCUAAUUGUCUUCAGUAGACUUGUCCCAUCCCUGGAUCUUCAGUCCUCCUCGGUGGCCUGUGACUGCCUGCAGUGCUUCUGCCCGUCCUGAGAGGUGACUGUAGAUAACACACCCCACGGGUCAUGAGCCUGUGAAGUGUGGAAAGAGCAUAAAGGGGGUGGGAGGAAGUGCGAACAGGCGCUAUCUUUCUCGCUCUCUCUUUAUUGGAAUGCUUGUUCGGCGAGUGGGGGAGCAUGGUCUAGAUCCAGGACCUCAUUCCUUCAUCCCGAUAGCCACAGUUGUCCUGUCAAUCCACAACCACAUCCAAGGAUGCUGAUAGACACUCUAAAAAUAUCCCAGCAGUCCCACCGAGCUUUAUCUCCACGUGCACGUUAUCCUGUCCUACACCCUAAAUAGAUGGCCAGGCCAUCACAGGAACUCAAGUAAAACCUUCAUAGGAUAACAACAACCACUAGAGGGAGUACAGCUGCCACAUUAUCUGGCCCCUCGGAAAACAAACUCACUUUUGGCAGAUCUGCCUCUAUAUUUGGACUUAACUGUGAUGUUGCAAGGAAGCAGGAGGGAGGAGAGUACAGACCGGCCGAGAGCUGUAGCACAGACGCCUUUAUCUACUAAACAACCAUACAAGAUGAUGGAGAAAACUUCACUCAAACUCACCUACAGUUUAUGGAUUUAUUGUCUUCUCCUAACAGAUGUUGUACAAGGCUCUAACAUCUGUACUUCGAGAGGAGCCAGCACAUGUCAGCAGUGCCUGGCUGUGCAUCCUACCUGUGCCUGGUGCUUUGAAGAGGGUUUUGGACACAAUGUCUCUGGUUCAUCCCGGUGUGACCUAAAGAGGAAUCUUAUUGACGCAGGAUGCGGUAAAAGAGCACUGGAGAAUCCCACCAGCAAAACGUCUGUGAUAGAGGACAAACCUUUAAGUGACAAGGCCUCGGGAUCCACCACCGACGUCACACAGAUCAAACCACAGCGCAUGCACAUCACCCUUAGACCUGAUGAUUCCCAAGUGUUUAAACUAAAAGUCCGGCAAGUUGAAGACUACCCUGUGGAUCUGUAUUAUCUAAUGGACCUGUCAUACUCCAUGAACGAUGACUUGUCUCAAUUACGGAGGCUGGGACGGGGCUUGGCUGAGGAGAUGAGUAAAACCACCAGUAAUCUGCGGAUGGGCUUCGGAGCUUUCGUGGAUAAACCGGUGUCUCCGUACAUGUACAUCUCCCCUCGGGAGGCUGUGUUAAAUCCCUGCUACUCAAUCCCAUAUAAAUGCCAGCCUCAGUUUGGCUACAGACACGUUCUGUCUCUGACAGAGGAGGUGAACCGUUUUACAGAGGAGGUGAAGAAGCAGAAGGUGUCUCGAAACAGAGAUGCUCCGGAGGGAGGCUUUGACGCCAUCAUACAGGCAGCUGUGUGCAAGGAAAAAAUUGGUUGGAGGCCAGAUGCGUCUCAUUUGCUGGUUUUCACCACAGAUGCCAAGACACACGUUGCACUGGACGGGCGCCUGGCAGGCAUCGUGCGACCCAAUGAUGGUCAAUGCUAUGUGGGCACAGACAACGUCUACAACAUGUCAACAACUAUGGACUAUCCAUCCCUGGCAUUAAUCACAGAGAAAAUGUCUGAGAACAACAUAAAUCUGAUUUUUGCCGUGACCAGCCAUGUAGAAUCACUAUAUAAGAACUACAGUGAACUGAUUCCUGGUACUGCAGUGGGGACUCUUUCUGAAGACUCACAUAACGUGAUCCAGUUAAUCCAGGACGCAUAUGCUAAACUGCGCUCUAAGGUUGAGCUGGAACUCCUGAAUGUCCCUGAAGAGCUUAGUCUGACAUUUAACGCAACGUGUCUCAAUGGAGAGGUCAUCCCAGGCAUGAGAUCUUGCUCUGGCCUCAAAAGAGGAGAUACAGUGUCAUUUACAGUAGAGGCUCGAGCCAGGGGCUGUCCUAAGGAGAAACGCAAGACUUUCACCAUCAAACCUGUUGGCUUUAAAGACACCCUGCAGAUCACAGUCAACUUCGAGUGCGAGUGUAAAUGCCAAGCGAAGGCUGUGCCCGACAGUCCCGUCUGUCACCAUGGCAAUGGCACCUACGAGUGUGGAAUAUGCCUGUGUAACCCAGGACGGCUGGGUCCCAGGUGUGAGUGUGCAGAGGGAGACUACAGUCCCACAGAGCAGGACACCUGCACCGGACCGGACAAAGUGAUCUGCAGCGGCCGGGGUGACUGCGUGUGUGGCCAGUGCGUGUGCCACAAUAAUGAUUUCGGCAAGGUGUGGGGAAAGAGAUGCGAAUGUGAUGAUUUCAGCUGCCUGCGGUACAAAGGAGAGCUCUGCUCAGGUCAUGGAACAUGUUCGUGUGGGUUUUGCCAGUGUGAUCCAGACUGGAAGGGGGAAAACUGUAACUGCUCUACUCGUACAGACACCUGUAUGUCUAGCUUGGGUCUGCUGUGCAGUGGGCGUGGCCAGUGUGUGUGUGGAAGCUGUGAGUGCACUCAACCUGGUGCCUACGGCUCUACAUGCGACAAAUGCCCAACUUGCCCUGAUGCCUGCACCUUGAAGAAGGAUUGUGUAGAGUGUAAACACUUUAAGAGGGGCAAGCUAUUCGAUGAUGAGACGUGCAGUCGAAUCUGCAGAGAUGAAAUCAGUCUGGUGGAUGAUCUGGUGUUCCAUGAUAAGAAUGCAGUCAAUUGCACUUACAAAGAUGAAGACGAUUGUGUGCAAAGGUUUCAGUAUUAUGAAGACAACAGUGGCAAAUCCAUCUUGUCUCUGGUUAAAGAACCAGAUUGUCCUAAAGGCCCUGAUAUUUUGGUGGUGCUGCUGUCAGUAGCAGGUGCCAUCUUAUUCUUGGGUCUGGCUGCACUGCUGAUCUGGAAACUUCUCAUCACUAUCCAUGAUCGGCGUGAAUUUGCAAAGUUCGAGGAGGAAAGGGCGCGUGCCAAAUGGGAAACGGGCCACAACCCUCUCUACAAAGGGGCAACAUCAACAUUCACCAACAUCACGUAUCGAGGCAAGGACUGACCACAGUGACCGGUGGAUGAACUUCUGACAGAUUUGACAGAUAAUGUCAAUCUUUACCAAGUUCCCUCCCAGCAUUCCUUAAACAUUUCAAGAUCAUGCAAAAGCGUUGUACAUUUUAUCAAUGUAAAUAUGUACAGUCCGAAAUGACUAGGUUUUUCAGACUUAUACUAUCUCUUUGUGAAAGUCUUCUUUUUGUCACCGGAUAAAGGAUUAUCUCUAUAUCACUGCAGGAGCACACGCCAAACCAUUUCCUCCCACUUCUACUCUUGAGCUCUGUGCUGUGGCAGAUAUAAAUGCGAACAGCCCGAGCAAUCGUUGCAACUACUGAUGGCUUGUGAUAACACUGUAUAACUCUUCAUUAGAAUGACAUCAUGUUCAUGUUAUAAACUGUUCUGUUAGAGCAUUUAAUCUUCUGAAACUACAACAUCCUAAAGGUUUAGCUUGAUCAUGUACAAAAUAUUGGUUGUGUAUGUUUAUUGGCUCCAAAAGCUAAGAUCCAACCCACAGGUCCUGUAAACACUUAUAUAUAUAAUGUACAUAAACAAUAAAUUGAUAAAAAGUAAUUAUUUGGCUAAUAGAAUAACAAAAAUCCAAUCUCAAGUGCAGUAAGGUAACAGUGCCCCCUUAUGGACAUUAUAUGAACUCCUGGAUUGUAUAGUUUUGCACUGUUAGACCAUAGUACUUGUUGAAUUAACAAGCACUAUUAAGUGUAACAUCAUUAACUUAAGUAUUAUAAUACAGUACUUAUUUCAUUGUUUGUGAAUGAUGUUAAUAUGAGAUUAAUAAAGGUCUUUCAUAAUAUUGUGUUAUAUUUUAGAGUAAUAACUAAA